Xenopus tropicalis (tropical clawed frog) is the source of this 1705-nucleotide messenger RNA. RefSeq lists its product as uncharacterized. Lineage: Eukaryota; Metazoa; Chordata; Amphibia; Anura; Pipidae. The transcript has 5 exons. Bases 268 to 1311 code for a protein of 347 amino acids. The record is from RefSeq and is a predicted model, not a curated record. Gene Ontology annotation, cellular component: membrane.
UAAUAGUAAACAAGAUUUGCACUGCCUCUUCCUCCUCCUCUGCAGCAAGACCAGUCUCACCUGUUCCCCUGAAACUACUUCUAACUUGGAGUUUCACUUACAUUCGUCUAGCAAGGAAGAGGACAUACUCUCAUGGAUGGGAACAAUAAUUGAGGCUGUACUUUGAAAUCUUGGAGAAAGAACACAUUUUUCUAUUUAGCCGCAAGCAGUAUGGAACUGCUGGUAUUCUGAAUCCAGAAGGCUAACCUAGCCUCCCUUUGUAAAGCAAUGUCCCGGUCAGAGAGAAGCAUGAAAAGUAACCAGGUACCGCCAUCCCAGAGAUCCUCUCGUGAAAGGCAGGAACAUUCUAAUCCUCAUAGACCAACACAAAGGAACCAGCAUGAUUCAGCACACGACAGAAGAUCCCAAGCUUCAAACGCGAGGCUUACCCCACAACAAAAGAAUUCACGGCCUCCCACUGCUCAAUCACAUUCAAGAUUGCCUGUGGAAUAUUCCAGCCACUCCAGGCAUCCUUCUCAUCAAUUUGAAGAUCAGCCUACUUCUGGAAAAUGUUUACAGUUUUGCACAAGAAGAGAAAUCGAGACUCAUCAGACCAGGCAACAUUUUUCCAGUCUUCAACUGUCCAAUUUUGGAAUCCUGCAGAUUGUGGAAAUCAUGACAGGCAUACUGGUCCUCAUUUGUGUGAUUGCAUCUUAUGCAGUGAUAACCGGCUAUACAUCGGCAGCUGGCUUUGGCUCAUUUAGCAUUGAAUCUGCAUACAGCCCCUUUGAAGGCAAUGAGCUGCGGCAGGUGCGGGACUUGGACAUGCAAUACAGUCAGUUAAGAGUACCUGGAAUCUACGGUGGAGUGCCUUUUACUAUAGUGAUCUGUGGACUUACAGUUGUUUUCCUUUUCAUGGGGACAAAACCAAUACACAGGUUAAACAUUUGUGUCCUGUAUGCAGAAUUUAUUUUUGAUAUAGUGGCUUGCAUCGGUUACAUUGUUGCAGUUGGUCUUUAUCUAUAUUUUAUUAAGCAGGUCAACUCUACUGAUGUCUGCAAGACAAGGGAACGUCUUUAUGCAGGCCGUGGUUACACCUGGAUGAACUGUGAUGUGCAGGGUGGAGAUGCGGCUGUGGCAUUGUUCGGUGUUAUAGCUGCUUGUUUGUACCUUCCAAGUGCUAUUAUGUGUGCUCUUUACAUCAGAUCAGUACGUGAGUUUAAAAGGAACUACUUAACUAGUGGAUACCCAAGUAACUCCUUUAAAGAGAGACCCCACAAUGGCAGUCCUCAUCCAGAAGAGGAGCUGUUUCAGCCAAGUACAUUAGUGUAACAAUUUGUUAUGUACAGGAUGCUGACCCUCUCUGCAACGCUGAAUUUACAAUGGUUUCUUAAUAAACUAGUAUUGAAGGUACAUAUUUGGAUGUGUCAGGACUUUUUAGCUGCAUUCCACUGGGGUGAAAAAAAUCAUAUAUUUCAGACUGGAAUAAACCUGUCCUUGCCAAGUGCAGUUAAGAAGUGGGGCAUUAGCAGGUGUUGUUGCACAUCACUAUACCCUGGAAUGCAGGUCUAUAUGGGCAAAGUUCAUAUGUUUAGUCUGUAAAAUAUAUGGUUUUAUGAAGAAGAUUAUUACAAAACUAGUACAGCUAUAUGUAACACUUCAUUUGUAUUUUGUAUAAAACCUUAAUGCUUCGUAACAAAAUAAAUACAAAUUGUGUCACUCUAAA